Diorhabda carinulata is the source of this 8183-nucleotide messenger RNA. RefSeq names its product rap1 GTPase-activating protein 1 (gene RapGAP1). Gene Ontology annotation, cellular component: cytoplasm. Gene Ontology annotation, biological process: activation of GTPase activity; regulation of small GTPase mediated signal transduction. Gene Ontology annotation, molecular function: GTPase activator activity. The record is from RefSeq and is a predicted model, not a curated record. The transcript has 11 exons. Bases 372 to 2816 code for a protein of 814 amino acids. Lineage: Eukaryota; Metazoa; Arthropoda; Insecta; Coleoptera; Chrysomelidae.
UCAUUAAUAAAACAUAAUUUGCGCAUAUAGUUUCGUCGAUAUGUAGUUUAUUUCAAUGAUUACUAGCCCUAAGACAAGACUAAUCAAUUGCGGAUGAGGUUGAUUCUACCGGAUGUUCGAAUAAACCAUAUCAGUAACGAAAGUUUCCGUUUAGUGACUGUUUAUAUCGACUAAGAAUAUUGCACGUUUAAUGCCAAUAUUUUUAACUCUUAACGUCUCAAAAGUUAUUUCACCAGGUGAUAAUACGGGUGUGAUUUACUAAUUAAUUCAUACGCACUUUUCUUUCUCUUUUUUCUUUCGUGUUUAAAAAAGUAUAGUGACUAUAAACGUAUUUAGUGGUGAUUAGAAAUCUAUUCCAAUUAAAUUGAAGCAUGGAGAGUCCGAAAGAUCCAAAAAAUUCUCCUUCAUAUGAGAAACUUUCGGAAGACAAACCUCCUAAGUCUCCUAACUCUCCAAAACGUCCGUUUCGUUUACGUUUUCAUAGAAUGUUGAGUUCUGGAAGUCUUAAAUUGGGUUCGACUUCGUCUACGCCCAGUACACCAAGUCCUUUAACGAAAAGUCCUUCAACUAAGUUUUAUAGCUUCGACACUGAUUGUUUGGAUAAGAUGGAUAAAACUAAAAGUUUGGACCAAUGGCCGAUAUCCAUAAGUUCAUCUGAAAGACACAGGAGACAACAAAGUAAUACAACAUGGCAUGGCAGUCCCAUUGCCGGUACCCAAAGUCCAAAAGCUACUCCAGAGAGGCUAAAAGGCGCUACUCCGGACCUAUUCGAACUUCUCGAAAAAGCUCAAAGAUCCAGAAUCGAUGACCAAAGAUGCAUGCUACCUGCUUAUUUUAACCAGCCUCCGCCCGCCUCAAGACAAAACAGUCAGGUUUCCGAAACGAAAGAUGACCGUCUUUCCACAAAUAACAACAUCAAAAUAUCUCCCAUACCGACACCGGCACUACAAACACCACCCGCGUCUCCCCAACAACCGACUCAUUCGAAGAGGCUUUUGCAAGAAGUUCUUUCGCGACCGGGACCAUAUCCAAUGAUCGCGAUACCCUCAAAAGGAUAUUGGGUCGAUGGCACGGACCACGAGGAAUUAUUCGACCAUAGAGGUAUGCCUGUUGUUCCACAUCCAAAUUGGAGAGCCAAGAUUGAGACGGACGAUACGGCGAAGUGUUACCGAAGGUUUUUUGUGGGAAGGGAACAUUCUUCCCUUAUCGGUCACGAUGAAAACCAAGGUCCAGUACUACUUUCUAUUAAAACCGAAAACGUAGCAAACCAGGAACAUACCAGAAUCCUCUUGAGAAUUCGUAACGGUACCAUGCACGAGAUAGUACCCUCUUCAUGUCUAGGUUCAUCACCUUCUCCAGCCAAAAUGGCAAAACUUCUUAACGAACAAUUGAAUGUUGAAAAUUUUGUACCUGUUCUUCACCCCAAAGCCUCUCAACUCAUAGCUAACUACGACGAGCACGUAUUAGUGACGAAUUUUAAAUUCGGUGUACUUUUCCAACAAUUUGGUCAAACUGACGAAGAAGAAUUAUUUUGUAAUAACGUUACCACGCCAGCGUUUGACGAUUUCCUGUCUCUUCUGGGACAGAGAAUACAGUUGAAGGAUCACAAAGGAUAUCGAGGUGGUCUCGACAUCCAGAAUGGUCAUACUGGAGAUACGGCAGUGUAUGAGGUAUUCAAAGAACGAGAAAUCAUGUUUCACGUAUCGACUCUUUUACCAUUCACCGAGAACGAUCCACAGCAAUUGCAGAGGAAACGACAUAUCGGAAACGAUAUUGUGGCGAUUGUUUUUCAAGAGGAAAAUACACCGUUCACUCCCGAUAUGAUUGCAUCACAUUUUUUGCAUACCUUUAUUGUAGUACAAGUUAUAGAUCCCAAUUCGUCGAAUACUAGAUACAAAGUGAGUGUUACAGCACGAGAUGAUGUCCCUUUCUUCGGACCAACUCUUCCUACACCCGCCAUUUUUAGACACGGCCCAGAAUUCAAAGAAUUCCUCCUUACUAAAUUGAUAAACGCUGAAAAUGCUUGCUAUAAAGCCGAUAAAUUCGCUAAAUUAGAGUUACGCACCCGUACGUCUCUUCUACAAUCUCUUACCGAAGAGCUCAAACUUAAAACUAACGAGUUUUUGGGUGGAAAUGCUAAUUUGACACCGGGCACUCCGAAAAGCGACUCCGGUCCUGGAUCAAGAUUUAUCGAUUCUGUGAAGAAAGCUUUAACCUCCAGAGUAAAACCCAGUCAAAGUGAUAACAAUUUGAAUACCAAUGGACAUGAAAAAUUAUCUAAAAAAGGAUCACAGCCGACAAUACCCGAAUGUACACCAUCUAGCGGCAGAUCCAUUUCCAAAACAUCUAUGACGUCUAAUAGUAAGAAGAGCGGAAGUCCGACUUCUUCGACGACAUCAUCACCCGAUUUAACGGCACAUGCUCACGCCAGACCGGCUCUAUCCGAGGCCAGUGACGACUCAUCGCUGACCAGCGAAGACUUGGAACAUCUGGCAGGUGGAUAUAUCGAUAGUGACACUGGUUUGGAAAGCAUGUCCAGCGCGGAAACAGCUGCCAAGGCUUGCAGUGUUUGUCAAGAUAGACCUGGAAGUACGUCCGGACCUACGGCUGAAUCUUUAAUGCAAGAAGUGGUACAAUUGAAGUGUGACAAGCUAGAUUUAUUAAGACAGAAUGUGAAUUGUCAGAGAGAUUUGAAGAGGUUAAGAGAAAAGGAGUUGGGUCUGCAAGGGGACUUAGCUCAAGCUACUAAGGAAAUAUUGAGGUUGAGGGAACUAUUGAAGGAUUACAGUCCUAAUGGUGACAGAUCCCCAAUGUGAAUUAUAUUUUGUUUCUCUUAAACUCGAUCUAGUAGUUUUUGAAACAAACCCCAUUGUUUGAAGCGUUUUUUGCUUUCGAAUUAUAUUUUCAGUUUUUUUAGUUGAAUUACACAAGUCUCACUUUGUCAAUUUCAUAUUGAUAUAAACUUGAUAGCAAUUAUUUUAUGAACAUCUAUUAUUUACACUGUUCAAUUUUCAUUUUUUACAAAUUAAGUAGUGGGAUUAACUGUGGUUUACAAAAAAAAUUCAACAUCACACGAACUCUACUUGUGUUAGCAUUCAAUUUUUCUUCUUUUUUUUUUGUUUUGUGAUAUUUUUAUAUAUUUACGAACCUGUAUUAAUUUUUUUUUCUUUUGAGAAUUUUUAUGUUUUUAGUUUUUAAAUAAUUUAUUGAUGUACAAUUAUUGUGUAUAUUAUUAUCAAAAUGCAAAGUUUACCAACGGCUCUAGGUUGUGGAACUUUUUAUUUCACAAAAUUUUGGCGGUUUUUAACCUAUAUUUAAAAAAUCUUUAGUCUAACAAAGAAAACCCAUUGUUGAAAAAUGUUUCUAAAAUGAUCAAUAUCAAUUUAAUCUUCAUUGCCAAGGGUUCAUGUGUGUAUCUCUGUUGCUAGUAAAUUGAUGCAACCUUUACAAGAUUUUUUUCAGACCACCAUUUAUUAAUUGAAUCAAAAAUUUUCUAAUAGUAAAAGGUUUAAUAUAUUUUAAAAAUCGUCCAAAACGCAUUUCUUGAUAAAAAACCAUUACCUAGGGUAAACAUAAUUAUACCAAAGUUAACAUUCCCCAAAAAUUCUGUUUCAGAAAAAUUUAAUUAUUUAACUUAGGUGUAUAUAACAAAGUAUUUAAAUAGAGUUUAGUUUUUUUUGUAUUUAGAAAACAUUGAGGGAAAUCUAAUUUAUGCAGAUAUUGUUAUAGAUUCUCUUUAUUUUUACUUUGUUCAUAUUUUUUAAGUUUGUAUAAUGGAGUUGUUUCAAAUUAUAAAAUAUCUGUGAAACAUCUGUCAUUGUACCAAUUUCUUGUGAAAUAAAAAUCCUAAUUUAAAAUUUAAAAAUAGCGCCUGGGGAGAACCACAAAUCAAAAUUCAGUUAUGGUCUAAAUUUUUACAAUAUACUGACUUGACUGAAAAUUUGAGAUUGGGAGAAAAAAUUAUAAAGCUUGGUAAUCUAAAAUGAUGGCUUUAUAAAUAACGUUUAGCUGUGUCAAACAACGAUUGAUUGAAAAUACUGGAUGAACGAAAAACAUUUUGUAGCACAAUUUAUUAAAAAACCUUGAAAUGAAUUAACUUAUCUUGCUUGGAUUAUUGCUACACAGCUUCUUGGUAUACUUGAAAUGAUUUUUUUCUGUUAGUCCAAAUAACAGAUCUAGAACUCUUAUGGAUGCUUUAAAGCUCUAACCUACUAACUUGAAUUGUCUUAUAAGUGUUCUGCCCUAUUAAGAUCAGGUCAUUGCGCUGGAUAAUAAUUCAAAGUACAAAUAUAUACAUGUAGGCAAGCAUUUAUAGCAUUUUGUUCCCUAUAAAUGAGAAAAAUGGUAUUAUUUAAGAUUCUGAAAUGUCUACUAUGUGCCAGUACAUUCUUCACGUGAAAUAUUUCACAUUUCACGUUGCAUAACUCUUAAUAAAGUUAGAAUACAAUACCGCAGAAUAAUGCAAACUGUUACUGGUGUUGUAAGCCCAGUAUUCUUUCACAUUUUCAUUCUGAAACUUAUUAUACUUUUAUCCCGCAUAAGAAAUUCCAUAAUCUGGUUCUGCGCACUUGUACUAAAUUGUUAUCUUUCUGAAUUUCAUAGAACGUAUAUGAACAUAUGAAAAGAGUGAACUUUCUUUUGGAUUGUGGUGUUGCUAAAGUCAUCAAUCGAUAGUGGCUUUCUUCCUAGUUUGCUGUGUCCUUUUCCUCUAUUUUAUAACCUAGAGCAAAAGGACAAAAGGGCUUCUAUCAUAUGAGAACAUGUAGGAUUUGACUUAGGAAUUACUCCAAAUUGAGGACUAGAAUUUAUACUUUCAAGGUGUAUUCCACCAAUGUAUUGGGUUGUAAUUCAUCAUCCAAAAUUUCGUCUUUAUCUUUCUAUUCAACGUUUCUUAUUAUAUUUUUAUCCAUAAGAAAUCCUUUAACCUGUCUACUUGUGGUAAAUUGUUAUUUUUCUUUAUUGGUUAGAACUUUGUCUAUGAAAUAUAAAAAAAAUGAAUUUUUCUUUGGAUGGUAGUAUUACUAAAUUGAUAGUAGCUUUCUUCCUGGUUUUCUGUGUCCUUUUUCUCUAUUUUAUAACGUAGAGCAAAAAGACACAAAUAUUUCUGUCAUAUGAGAACAUACAUUACUUGACUCAUGAAUUACUACAAUUUGAGGACUAGAAGUUUUACUUUUAAGAUAUAUGCCACAAAUAUAUUGAGUAUCAUUGUUGUAACUUCUACACCUCAUGCUAGUUUUCUAAAAUAUAUUAAGAGUGAUCUCGAGCUCAAUAAAGAUUACCCUUUAUAACAAAACAAUGAAAAAUUCUUGAUGAAGAAAACAGUCAUUAAAAUUUAAUCAAACAUCUCAUUUUUGUACAUAAUUAACAAUAUUAUAUAUUUUUCUAGGUAUUUAACUAAGGUGACCAUAAAUUCGAAACACCAAAGCGGGACACCAACCCGAGUUUUAGUCCAAAAAAUACUUUAUACUUUAAAUACUUUAUAAUUAUAAAUUUCCUCUAUGUAAUACGUUUGAGACAUCAGAUUAUCUUUUAGUUAAGACAUUUUAAAAUGAUAUUAGCUCUAUACAAUGAAUCAAUGAGUAUUUUCAUAUCAAAAUUUAAGGCAAACUUCUAAAGAGGGACAUUUGACUGCACCCACAGGAAUCUUGGGGACGCGUUAAAAAGGGACUGUACCGCCGAAAUCGAAACGUCUGGUCACCUUAUAUUUAACCAUAUUCCCACAACUUGCUCUUAAGUUUACACUUUACAGUAUAAAAGCUCAAAAUAAGGGUCACUGAAUGUCAGUUUCAUCUUUUUGGUAUGGUUUAUGAUUAUUUUAUAGCUGAUCCCUUGAAACCUUUUUACCGAUAAUAAGCUUGUAAGAUAUGUUUUAACAGAUAAUAAUUUUGAAACAACUCAACUUGCAAUAUGUAUUACUAAUAUUUAGAAUGAUUAGUAGGUUGUGUACAUAAAAAAUUUCUCACUCGCUUUCUAUUUACUAGUUCAUCUAAGAAAAAAAAUGGUUUUGUUAUGUAGAAAAAAAUUUAUGUAUCUAUGUGUUGUCUGUAUACAUUAAAAUUACAAAUUUAUGCUGAAUGCUUGAAUUUUCAGAUGUUGAUAAUGUGAGAUACUUCCAUUUUAUAACUCCUAUUCUGCUUCGGUCAUCUUCCACCUCUUUCAACCAUUUUGUCUUAGGCUUGCCGCGUCUUUUUCUACCACCUGGACCUUGCAUCAUAUUGAAUGCUACAGAUUUUGUUCCUUCUCUCCAUACAUAUCCCCUAACGACUUAACACGCUGAGCUUUGAUUUUUUUUAUAAUAUUUUCGACUCUCAGUAAAUUUUUUCUCGGUUAAUUCUUAUCCUAUAUUUCCCUUCACUAACUUUUACUUAUUCCAAUUUUGUUUCGAUUUAUUUUUUCCGUUCUUCUCAAUUUUUCUUCAUAAUUUCUUGUUAGUAUUAUUGUUUCAGCUGAGUACAGUCUUAUCAUUGUUAUUUAUUUAUUCAUCUUCAAUUGUUUUGUGAGUAGUUUAUUUUUCAUCCAUUUUCCCAUCUCAGUACUCCUAUCUCCUCUAUUAUUGAACAUAACUUAAACUUUUCUACUCCCAUAAAUUCAUACUCGCCAACUUUCACCCUUUGACAUUGUUUUCCAAAUCUUUGUCUCCAUUAUAGAUCUUAUUUUGUUUACAAGUACUAUAUAAUCAGUGUGUCAGACAAAUGGUUCGUUGCAAUUUAUAUUUCCUCAAAAUAUUCUAAUAGAUUUAUACUUAGUGGAUCAUCUAGUUUCAUAAAACAACAACAACGACUUUCGCGAAAGAAUUUAAUUACGUGUUUAAUAAUCUACUGAACUUUGCACAUCUUGAAUUUUAUUCAAGUCAUUGACUACGUGAUGACUAUGUGAUGUAGAAUGAAACGUGACGCUCGAUCUGAACCUGACCUGAACGAUAAGAAACUCGCUCAAACAUACAGCGUUGUUCCGACUUAAACAAAUUCACCAAGCAUUGAGAAAAAUACGGAAAUUUAUUUAAUAUUCAGUUAAUUUUUAGGAGGGGGACAAGUGUCUUGCUUUGCCUCCCAUUCCGGCGCCUAUGCUGACACGCGUUUUAAUAUCCAUGUUACUGAGAUCACUACUCUCUGAAGAUGAUAAUUUAAAAUAAACCAGUAAACAUAAUUUAUUCUAAAUUAUGGAAAAAUGUUAAAAAACAAAUUAAACCUGUGAGGUUAUCAACUUUGUAGUAUAUCUUUCUAUCCUGUUUUUAUUUUGAACCAAUCUUGGAUGGAAGUAUCUCAUUUUAUGUCCAACAGUUUUUUUUUCAUAUUUGAAAAUUCGAACAGCUGAACUAACAAAUAUUUUUGGAAUAUUGGUAUUUGUGAGGAAAUUAACAAAACUAUUUUCACGAUGUUAGUCCAUAUUAGGAUUCUAGUAUGGGAUGUAUUUCCUAUUAUGUGUACUUAAUGUCUGUCAGGGAAAAAAUAGCAUUUUUGUUCACAAAAGAAUAUUCACAACAAUUUUAUUCAACUAUCAGAUAAAAAUCACAAUUAUUUGUGUCCAUAUUUAUUUUCAUUCCAAACUUACAUAUGAAUCUGAAAAAAUAUCAACAAAUAGUAAAAAGAUUUUAAAUCAAAUAUUAAACUACUAUACCAACUUUUUUAGGCCUCAUAGUCACUUAUAAUUGAUGCAGAAAUUUUAAAUACAUUUAAAUAGAUGGGACAACUUCUGGGUAUAUUCAUUUUGUAACAAGAAAAUGCUGUUUUAUUUUCUAUUUCAUCAAAAAGAAUUUCUUUGAAAUAGAUAUGUUUCAGAUGGUUUUCUGUAUAUAUAUUAUACACAAUAUCCAAAGAGUAUAUUUCUUAUGAGAAAAACGAUUUAUUUGUGUUUUUGUUUUGUGUAUAAUAUACAUAAAAUUUUUCUUAGCUUAUUUUAAAAGAACUUGUUACUUUUUAGAAAGUAUUGCUUGAUGUCAAAACUAGAAUAAAUUUUAUUCUUCUGCUUUUUAACCACGAUUUUUCUUUUCAAAUUGUCAUUCGAGACAAUUUUAUAAAUGAAAGUAACAUGUUUUUAUUAAAAAAAUGCUUUAUUAUUGAUUAAUGAUGCAAUAAUUAUUAAGUGUUCUUUUUGUACAACUUAGUUAACUGUUUUUAUGUACCUUGAUUAUUUUCUUAUUGAUGAUACUUGCAACAUCAGAAUCUAAUAAAAUAUGUAUGUCA